This is a messenger RNA of Suillus bovinus, 2139 nucleotides long. RefSeq lists its product as uncharacterized. The record is from RefSeq and is a predicted model, not a curated record. The coding region runs from base 1 to 2139 and encodes 712 amino acids. The transcript is spliced from 10 exons. NCBI's taxonomy places the organism in Eukaryota, Fungi, Basidiomycota, Agaricomycetes, Boletales, Suillaceae.
AUGGGUGAGGACGAGUGGGCUCCAUUUUGUGACGAGGAAGAGUGGGGUCUCGCCGAGUGGCUUGUAAAAAGCCUUGGACAGACUCGAACCAAUGAAUUUCUAAAGUUACCAAUUACACGAAACCAAAUGCAACCUUCAUUCCACAACAACCGAUCAUUCCUCAAGAAGGUUGAUGAACUCCUGCAUGGAGCCACCUGGAGCUGUAAGAAGAUUAGUGUUCAGGGAAAUAGAACAGACGAAAAAGGCAAACCGUUGCACGAAGAUGUUGAACUGUGGAUGCGCAAUCCUGUAGAGUGCAUCAAAGACUUGAUCGGAAAUCCUUUGUUCAAGGAUCAAAUGGUGUACACACCUGCUUGCGCAUACAUGGACUCUGCAGGACUCCACCGAGUGAUAGAUGAUAUGUGGACUGCAGAUUGGUGGUGUGACAUGCAAGCGACAAAACUGGCAUAUCCUGUGUACCUCUCUAUUGGAAACAUUGCUAAAGAAAAAUGGCAGCAAACAUCAGCACGAGCGACAGUCCUGAUUGGUGAAGACGGUGUUGAAAUGGUGUGCACUGAUUUGUUGAUCCAUCGAGUGUAUCCGAUCCUUGCUGCGUAUGUAGUGGACUUUCCAGAGCAGUGUCUGGUUGCAUGUUGCAAGGAAAACCGCUGUCCGAAAUGUGUAGUUGCGGUGGAUGAAAGAGGUGAUCCACUGGAUUUGCUGAUGCGGGAUCCUGCAGUGAUAAAGGGGAUAUUAGAGAAGCGAAAGACUGGUCACCAUCCUGCUGAAUUUGAGGAAUUUGGACUAUGCACUGUCUAUGCUCCGUUUUGGGCUAAUCUCCCCCACUCUAACAUCUUCCUGGCCUUUACACCCGACCUCCUACACCAACUCCACAAAGGCAUCUUCAAGGACCAUUUAGUUAAGUGGUGCCUUGAUAUUGUUGGCGAAGAAGAAAUGGACACACGGUUCAAAGUGAUGCCUGAUUAUCCCGGUCUUCGGCAUUUCAAGAAGGGAAUAUCUAUGGUAAAGCAGUGGACGGGGACAGAACACAAAGAGAUGCAGCGUGUAUUUGUUGGGCUACUUGCUGGCGCUGUCUGUUACGACUUGGAUGUAGUUGCACGAGCAAUUCUAGAUUUUUCAUACUAUGCUCAGCUUCGAGUUCACUCAACUGAAUCCCUCAAUGGCCUGGAAAGCGCUCUGGCGAUAUUUCACGCCAACAAGGACGUCCUGCAGCAACUCGAUAUUCGCGAGCAUUUUAAUAUUCCCAAAUUACAUCAGCUCUCUCACUAUGUUCAGUCUAUCCUAUUGUUUGGUGCUACAGACGGCUUUAACAGUGAACUUGCUGAACGAUUGCACAUCGACUUUGCCAAAGAAGCAUAUCGUGCCAGUAACAAGCGUGACUAUGAAGAACAAAUGGCCUUAUGGCUCCAGCGCCAGGAGGCAGUCUUCCUGUGUGGUUCCUACCUCAACUGGCUGUUGGAACAGUCUCAGUCGGCACCAACCAAUUUCACUUGUGACCACGGAUAUGACUCAGACUUGGACUCAGAGAUGGAAGGGCCAGACACUGUCCCUCCCUUAAGUUGUUUCUGCGCAACCACAUGCCACACACUAUCAUUACCCCUGAUAAAGUCUGCUAGCUUAGUCCUCAGACUAGUCAACCCAUACCUUGGUUUCAAACCAUGGUCCAUAUUUCCAGUUUUCCCCAAACCCUCGGUUAUUAAGACAACACCUGAAGUGCUUCCUGGACGUGGACACAAGCCUGGAUCUCCCGCUAAGUUUGAUAUGGCCCUGACAAGCAAUGGCGUUCAGCCACGCACUUUAGAAGGUAUGCGAGUGGGACAGGUUCACAUUAUUUUCACUCUGCCAUGUCAAUUUGGGACCUACUCGCAAGCCUUGGCUUACAUUGAGUGGUUCACACCACUCAGGGAGCCGGACCACUCAUCUGGCCUGCACCAAUUGUCGUGUUCGACUCGUCGGCUGCACCGGAAUGCAGCGGUGAUACACGUCGACGAAAUCGCUCGUCCUUGCCAUCUUAUUCCGAAGAUGGGACAAGCUGUUGACCGUAAAUGGACUAGCGCAAAUGUCUAUGAGUCCGCAAGUGAUUUUUACUUAAAUACCUUUAUUGACCUUGAUACAUUCUGCAUGUCCGCUAUUGAUUAG